UUCUUUGAACUCUAUUUUCGUGAUGUAAUGUGAAAUUUGAAUGAAUAAUGGUUCCUUUGGAUUCGAAAAGUUAUUUUUAGAUGUUAGAGUACGCAAUUACAGCUGGGUUUGUUUGUGUAGUGUUUAUAGUAGUUAUUUAAAUUUGGAACACUCAAAGGAUUCUCUUUGAUUGGUUGGUGAAGUGGUAGUCAAGUUUACUUCCUGUUGAUUUAUUUAUAAAUUGUCUGUGAGUGAUGGUUCUUUUUAAUUUUUUUUCUUUACUGUAUUGAGAACGUAAAUUAAUUACGAUUUAGUAUUUAUUAUCUUAUAGUUGCUAUAUAAAAGUUUUGUGACUGUAAUUAAGGAGCGGUGCGGCGCGAUAAUGCGCGCGCGCAGAUAAUACACAGCCGUCCCAACAUUGCUCUGACUACCGUGUAAGAAUGGCGUCGGUGUGGAAGCGACUGCAGCGGGUGAACAAGCGAGCUGCCAAGUUCCAGUACACCGCCUCCUACCAUCGCGUAGAUCUUGAGACCUCACCGAAAUGGAAGCCAAACAAACUGAGUGUGGUGUGGACGAGGCGGUCCAGGCGGGUGAUCACAGACCCAUUGGAAUGGGAGCCGUCGCUCAAAGAUCCACUCAAAGGGUCCGUCAUAUACACGGUGCCAGAGAACCGCACGGUGGCGGUCACGCUGUUCAAGGACUCGCGCACCAACGAACUCGAGGACAAAGACUGGACGUUCGUGCUUGAAGAUGUAUCAAUAACAGGCAAGCGGCGCCGCCUGGGCGUGUGUUCGAUAAACAUGCGCAAGUUCGCCAGCCUGGAGCCGUCGCAGCGCGCGCUGGUACUCACGCUCGAACCCACCACACACAAGGUGGUGGCCAUGUCUCUGCACCUCACUCUACAUUGUGUCUUACUCAGGGAGGGACAGGCUACCGACGAAGACAUGCAGUCCCUGGCGUCCCUCCUCUCAGUGAACAACAACUCCGACAUCGCCGUGUUAGAGGACCUGGACGAGGACGACUACACGCUGUCCGAUAACUCUACUAGACAGAUGUUGGAUCUCCGACAACAAAUGGAAGAGAUGACCCAAAGUUUAACAAACAGUGACAUCGCGGCGACACCAAACAGCGUACAGAGUCUCAACUUCGACAACUCCCGGACCCCCACAGCCCCCAUCACCCCAGAAACCACGACCCCAACCACACCCGUGCCUUCAGACCCCACACCAAACGACAACGAAGUGUCUAAUGACCCCAUACCAAAAACAAGACCAGAAAUGCUAAGUAAUCUUACAAAAAUGGUCAUGAAACCAGAACCUAAGUACUUUUCGACCCCCAAAAUGAAUAAUGUUAUUAAUAAUGAGCCUAAAAGUGAGAUAAAGGGGGUUGGUUUUAAGCCUAAGACGGUGGCGAUGAGGAAUUUAAAGCCUUUGGAGCUGAAGACCAAUUUGAACAGUAUUAGUUUAGAUAGGAAUGAGAAUGAGAAAGAGGAAGAUAGUGAUAAGACUCCUACUGCCGCUGAUAUGGAGAAACUCUUUCCUGGAAAGUUUGAUAAGGAUAAAACGCCGGUACAAGACCUGCUAGAAUGGUGCCAGUCGGUGACCCGCGAGUACCGCUCGUGUCGGGUGACCAACCUGACCACCAGCUUCCGCUCGGGGCUCGCCUUCUGUGCCAUCAUACACCGGUUCCGACCUGAUCUCAUUGAUUUCUCCGGCCUGCAGCCUGACGAGGCGGAGAAGAAUCUCCGCGUGGCUCUGGAAGCCUCCUCCAAGCUCGGCAUAUCGCAAGUACUGACUGCCGCCGACGUAUGCUCCCGGCAGAUACCUGAUAGACUCGCCAUAAUGACAUAUCUAUUCCAACUGCGCGCACAUUUCACCGGCAACGAAUUACAAGUAGAACAAUUAGGUAACGACGAGACGGAAUCAUCGUACUUGGUAGGGCGCCACGACACGGACGGCUCCAUACCGCAGGAACUGUUCAGUCGGGAGAUCAGCACUCGAAGGUCCAGGAAUAUGAUGGACAGGCCGCGGCCAGGUUCACAAGAGUCCCAAGAAUCCAGAGCCUCAGUAGAGCGGUCUACUCCUGAACAGCCGUCUCCGGGAGGAAGGAAGGAUGUGAGGGACCUCCUCCAUCAGUCCAAGGCCAUACUUGGCAAGGUCCUGUCUCCCGCCAGGGACCAUAAACCCAGUGCCAAGUGGUUCGCUGAUCCACUUAAGGUUAAUGAGCCACCCCCAGUGCGUCCGGAGAAGUUGAUGACCCGCAAGGAGCUGACGGAUCCAUUCGGGUCUGAUGAGGAGGAGGAACCACAGGAACCACCGGCUCCACAGCCAACGAAUAAUGGAAACAAUGGGAAUAAUGGAAACAAUGAAAUUGUAACACCUCAACCGGACACGAAACCAUCAGAACCGGUUACAACAACAGAUCCGUUAACUCAACCGGAACCAGAUAACCGGGUAACCGCGCCACCGAAACCCACAACACCGGAGCUACCUAAACCGACACCGCAAUUGUUAUCGCGUCAUGAUGAGUUGAAAGAGAGAGCGAGACAGCUGCUUGAAGCUACGAAAAGGGAGGCGAGGGAAAAGGACAGAAAAUUAAGACAGAAAGAGAAAGAAGAGAAAGAGAAUGGACAUAGGAAUGGGGAUGUGAGUCCUAAAAAGCCAAUGACGGAGGAAGAGAGACAGGCGAUGUUGCGAGAAAGAGCGAGAAAACUCAUCGCUGAUGCUAGAGCCGGUAUUGUUAGUCCGACGUCACCCCUAUCCCCCUCGCGGAACUCUCGCUCGGGCACCGUCGAGAUCAUCAGCAAGCAAUCCGUCAUGGAUGAAAUUGUUGCAGCUGGUGGCGUGGAGCAGUUGGACGCGUUACUGGGCAGGACGGAGUCUCUGCCCUCCACGCCGGGCUCCAGGAAGAGCUCCGUCAGCCCCGAUAGAUCUGACGACCGGCAUAGUUCGGACAGCCGCAGUAUAAAGUCGGUGUCGCUGAGCGCGGGCCGGCGCUCCCCGCUGCAGUCCUUCGCAGCCAUCGUCGACACCCUGCCCGGAGACGACCUACAUGAUGCUGAAGAGGGCAAGGAGUCGGGCUCGUACAUCCAGAGCGAGCUGGAGGCGCUGGAGCGCGAGCAGGGCGCCAUCGACGAGCGAGCCGCCGCGCUGGAGAAACAGCUGCGGAGGGUCAUGGAGUCCGCCGACAAUACCGAGGUAUACUCCUGUACUCACUUAUAUUCACACAGUCUUACUAUACGCGAGCAGGGCGCCAUCGACGAGCGAGCCGCCGCGCUGGAGAAACAGCUGCGGAGGGUCAUGGAGUCCGCCGACAAUACCGAGGAGGAGGACCGGCUGAUGUCCCAGUGGUUCAACCUGGUGAACAAGAAGAACGCGCUGCUGAGGAGACAGAUGCAGCUUAAUAUACUUGAACAAGAGGAGGACCUGAGCCGUCGCUGCGAGCUGCUGGCCCGCGAGCUGCGGCUGUCGCUGGGCGUCGACGAGUGGAGGAAGACGCCCGGACAGAAGCGGAGGGAGCGGCUACUGCUGCAGGAACUACUAUCCGCUGUGAACGAGAGAGACAGGCUAGUGCAAGAAAUGGAUGAGCAGGAGAGAGCAAUAGCAGACGACGACGAAAUAGAGCGCAAUCUAUCUCAAGUCGAAAUCCAAAGGAAGAACAACUGUAUCCUACAGUGAACACCCUGUAUACCAGUGUAUUGAAGCACCCUGUAUACAGGUAUAUCGGAACACCAUGUAUACAUGUAUAAUUGAAACACCCUGUACAUCGUAGUACAUAUACUAUACUAACACGAGAUUUUACAUCAGUGGACUUUUUGAGAUUGAAAUAAGUUAUUUAAAUGUAGUUCAGAACGUGUGUCGUGGUUUGAUUCCCGUCGCAAGUAUUUUUGACACUCCCUCUCGCCUUACCCAGGGCGGGAGAAGUCAUUGGAUGAUUUUACCCCCUCAAAAAAAGUAUUUUUGGAUUUACAAACAUGCAAUUUCACACCUCAGACCCGAAACAACAAUUCGUUAAGUUGCGUUGAUUCAAGUUGCUCUAUGCGGGAAUCGAACCCUCUGUCUACCUUUUUAAAGAAAUAUUACGUUGAAAAAUAUAUUUUUUCUUUAUGGUUUUCCAAUUAAACAUUUCAAAAGUACCUAUUUAUGGUUUCGGAAUAAAUGAUUUGAUUUUGACUUUGCCUUUUCUCAAAUAGUUCACUGGUGAUAAAAUCAUUAAUUAAAGAAAAGUCGUAACACUUAUUUAUUAUUUAAUUUAAUUUUUAAAUUGUAAAUGUUUUUAUUUUUAUGCUACAAUUUCAUUUUCAUUGCAGUAUAUACGUAUCGCGCUAUAGAAUGGGAUUUUCACUUUUAAAUAUUGUAUGACUGCAUCGUUGGUCGAGUGGUCGCAAGUGCGACUGCCGAACAAGGGGUCUCGGGUUCAAUUCCUGUGUCGGCCAAAAUAUUACUGGGCAUUUUUAGAAAAUUUCUCAGUAGUAGGACGGAGUCUGAAAUUGUGCCUAGUAUAUGGCAUUAGGCUCACACCCUAUUACAUGGGACUUAUAACACAAAUGGUGAAAAGUGGGUGUACAUUGUACACUGAAUAACCGACGCAACCUCACGCCUUUUAUCCCCGAAGGGGUAGCAGAGGUGCAUAUUAUUAUAUAUAACCGAAUGGGGUAUCGGGUUCGAUUCCCGGGCAAGGGGUUGUCCGGCAGUCGCACUUGCGACCACUCGACCAACGAGACGGUUUAUAAAUAAUGCGUAUAUUAAUACAUUUUUGAAUACAAUGACGACGUUUAAUUUAUUACUCACAAGAUGUCGUUGGUGUAGUAAGGUCCUAUAAGCCCAAUCAGCUAUCAAUAAUUUGAUUUUACAUUAACAAAAAAUGUUGUAUUGGGUAGUAGACUUAAAGCGACACCAGCGCCUCAAGUGGCGCGGAAAUGAAUUAAAAGUGUAACUUAUUUGAAAAAUUGUAUGAUAAAAAAUUACAGUUUUUUAUAAUUCCAAUUAUAUUUGAUAAUUUAAUUAUUAUGAAUAAUUAUUGUAAUAAUAUUAUUUGGACGUGCUUCAUUGGCAUAAUACAUAGUUGAUGUUAUUAAAUUGGUGAGUUAGGUUAUGUACGCACUUGCGAUUUGUCGGUGGCGAUUAACUAAUUUUUUUAUGUGAAUGAAAUUUAACAUUUCACAAUUUUGUCGAUGUUUCUUCCAUAUCUAGAUAUCUAUCUGCGAUUAAACGCCGCCGACAAAUCGCACGUGUCACUUAAGAUUACAUUUUGGCCUCAGUCGUGGGACGGAUAAUACUCAAAAUAAUUGUUUCCUAUAUAUUUUUAUAUGUUCACACACGACUACAUAUGAAGUUAUACAUAACCAGUUUACUAUGGUCUCGCUUUGUAUGAUCUUUCCACACAUUCGACGGUCAGUUUAAAACAAUAGGGAUGAUGACGGGGUAUGAAAAUUAAAAAUCUAUUUAGUCCGUCAGUUAGGUAAUGAGAAAAUAUUAGACACGUAUUUUUUUAUUUUGUCAUAUAAGAUAACAAUGCUUAGAUGAAACGAAUCAAAGUUCAGGAGUGGGCGCAAAUACGUAAUUUCUACGUAUAAAACGUACCUAGAAGUGACGUCUCGCGAUAUUUCAAAUCGAUAUAUCUUUGAAAGUAUUUGUUUCCAUAAGAAAAUAAAAAAUACGUGUCUAAUGUUUUAAAAUAAUCUAUAAGGCGGACAUUUAAAUUAAAAUUAGUCAUCUAUCCAUCGAUCCCUAAUUAACCAGUUUACCAUGGUCUCGCUUUGUAUGAUCUUUCCACACAUUCGACGGUCAGUUUAUAUUGGUUGUAUAACUUGGUGUGUCGCCGUGUGUGUGCGAGUAUUUUAGCAUUUGUCUCUGUAUAGUUUUUUGGUUCUAAACUAAAACAAAAUGUCGGUCAACAUACGAUGCGAUUAGUCGUACCUUUGUAAAGGUAAGAAUGAUCUUUGUCGUUCCGCAGUAACUUUUUAAAUAAAUUAUUGUUUAGUAUUUGUCAAUUUUCAAAAUCAUAAAUUUGAUGGUUUUCAAAAUUAUAUUAAGCUGAAGAGAUUUCAUCUUUGCUUUGUGUCAUAUCAGUGAAUAAAUUCUUACUUUUACAAACUGUCGACUAAAGUAGUUUUUAGUCGAAUUUAAAUCGCAUCGUGUGUCGCGUCUUAUGUGCGUGUUUAGAACCAACCCUUAGGUUUAGCUUAACGUAUAUGGCUUAAUUUUAUUUUUGGUAUAGGUUUACCAAAGAAUAUUUUUUUAUUAAUCCUAACUAUCCCCCUCCCCCCUUUUUUUAGAUAGAAUGGUGAUAUUUAAGUACAAUUUUGCCAUAGUCAAUGGAUUCUUGUAACGCUAUGGUUUAAAGUUAAUUUUAUAUUUUUUUAAGUAGACAUUUUUUUUAAGCGAUCAAUUUUUUUUUAUUUAAAUGUAAAUAAUAGCGUAUUUUAUUUAGUUAAAGAUAUUUAUUUUUACGCGACAAAAUAAAAUCUUGCCUUGAAUGUUCAGUAUUUGAUAAAUCGGGAUGUGGAUCUAAAUUGUCUGAGGAACGGACGAACGCUGCGACAAGUCGUCAAACUUUAUUAUUACAUAAUUUAGUCAAACCAGUCCAAGUCAUUUAUUAUUUAUUAAGUCGCUGUUUCUAUUCCUUACUUUUUUUUAAAAGUCGCUGCGACUUGCGACUUGUCGCACGUUUGUGUCCAACUUAAUCGGCCGGUGCUAAAUUAUACCACGUGAUCAGACUUCACAAUUUGUGCAAUUUUUACUAAACGACGUACGUUUAUCUUAUUAUUAAAUAAAUAAUGUAAAUAUUUCACGCUGGCUACCCUAAAGUUCUAUUUAAUAAAAAAACAAUAAUUUGACAUGCAAUAUUAAACAAAACCUUUAGUAUGAGUUUGUUUUACGUAAAACGACAUCAAAACGAGAAAACGUUGGGCGCUCUGAUUAGUUGGUUUAUUUCAGCCGGCCAAUCAGAAUGCCGAACGCGCUCUCAUUUCGAUUAUUUUAAACGUAAAACAAACUCAUACUUAGCGUAUGGAACUGAAAAUAAUUAAUGAGAACAUUAUAACAAAGUGAGGCCUACAGUAAUGAAAAAAAAAAGCUUUCCAAAGAGAGAGCCUCAUAACCAUUUUAAAAUAAAAAUUCUAACAAUAUCAUUACAACUUGAAACGGGAUAUUUACCAAGUUUAUUAUUUUUGUGAGUUUCCGAUAUUUCGGCACUGUUGCAAGCACCAUAAUCACGGAUGAUUCCAAAAAACUUAUAAAAUUCUAAAAUACCAAAAAGAGGGUACAUGAACAUUUUCACCGACAAAUUUUUCUACGACUACCCUCAAAUAGAACUUUAGGGUUGCCAGCGAUUUUUUUUGUAAAACGUAAGUUAUGCGAUAUUUUGCAAACUAAGGCUUAUAAAUAAAUAAUAAUAAAAUGUAUGUACCUACACAUUUCAAUGUAGAAAUUACAAUUUGUGUGGAUUGUCGAUUUUUAGUGUGACGUCACUUUUUAAGGGAAAUUUACUUGGGUUUUAUAUGUUAGAGGAAUUUAAAGGUACUUGGUUAUUAAACACUUUUUAUAUAGUUAUAUAAUUAAUGCUUUGGCACGUAUGGGCCGGAUCGACCGGAUUGAUACCACGGCCUCACAGAAUACCGACGUGAAACAACGCUUGCGUUGUGUAAGUGAGGUUACCAGAGGCCUAAUUACCCCCCUUCUCAGUCUUCCCAAUCCCCGAUUCCCCAAUUUAAUUCCUAAUUCCUAAAAGGCGGGCAACGCACUUGUAACGCCUUUGGUGUUUGGGAUGUCAAUGGGCGGCGGCGAUUGCUUACCAUCAGGUUUAAUUUCUAUUCUUUAAAUAUCUAGAGGAGGGUAAUUAAAGAUUUUUAGGCAAACAGUGCCAUAAAUCACUAUGACAAAAAUCGGUUAAUAGAUUUUGAACCUUAUUGCAAAAAGAUUAAUAUUGAAAAUCUAUUAGACAUGAUAAACUUGUCGUAAUUUGUAAUUAUUAUCAAGAUUUUCUUUAGAGAAUUGAAAAUUAUAGUGGUAUUGUAACAAUCAGGACGUAUUUAAUUUUGAACUUUAAAUGGCUGACUUUAAGAUAAAAUGUCUUUUAACAUAUAAACCCAAGUCUCGCGAUAGGAAACUCAAUGUCACAUUAUACCGUGGUAGUUAUUUGUGUAUUUAUUAUUGUACGCGGGCAACACACAUCUCAUACAUUAGUACUAUAAUCACAUAAUUAUAAUAACGUAUAAACUAUUUCAUUAAAAGUAAGACAUAAUAAAAAAUGAUGCCUUUUAAAAUAGAUAUUACAGAUUUCUUUAUAAUCUAUAAUUAAUGUAAAUUAAAUGACGUCAAAGAUUUUUUUGAAUCUGGCAACACUAACUGCGAACUGUCAAAAUGUUUUUUUUUGUUGUUUUUUGAAUAAGAGGCUUUAAGUUUCCUUGCAAACGACUGAUUAUUGUGAUUUUCUUACCAAAUAUAUGAAUAAAAGUAAAAUGUCUGUCUGUAUGUGUUGUGUGUGUGCCUCGAUAUACCAUAGCCUAGAUGCGACACGGUAGUUUGAGCAAUGUAAGCCACGCCAUAAUCGUCUGUACUCGGUAACAACGCUACUAUUUAUAAAUAUGGACCGUAAUGAAAUAAAGUGAUAUUGUAAAAUA
This is a messenger RNA of Spodoptera frugiperda (fall armyworm), 8602 nucleotides long. RefSeq names its product EH domain-binding protein 1 (gene Ehbp1). The record is from RefSeq and is a predicted model, not a curated record. The coding region runs from base 420 to 3656 and encodes 1078 amino acids. Lineage: Eukaryota; Metazoa; Arthropoda; Insecta; Lepidoptera; Noctuidae. Gene Ontology annotation, molecular function: protein binding. The transcript is spliced from 25 exons.